Molecule: messenger RNA, 1800 nt
Organism: Penicillium mononematosum
Lineage: Eukaryota; Fungi; Ascomycota; Eurotiomycetes; Eurotiales; Aspergillaceae
Product: hexokinase family protein
Exons: 3
Coding region: 1-1800 (599 amino acids)
Biological process (GO): glycolytic process; glucose 6-phosphate metabolic process; intracellular glucose homeostasis
Cellular component (GO): cytosol; mitochondrion
Molecular function (GO): glucokinase activity; mannokinase activity; fructokinase activity
Source: RefSeq, a predicted model, not a curated record
AUGACCUCGGUCGACUCAACAUCGUCCAAGAAGGAUGAGGAUGAGGAGCGCGAAAUCAUGCACGACUUGGCGGAAGAUGAGGAACAUGAGGAUGUCAGUUCGGAACUAAACGCCGCUCAACAAGAAUAUCUGGCAUACAAUCAGCAAUUGGAAGAAUUCUUGUCACCAAUGUUCCUGGAUGAGGCUGUGCUGUACAAACUAGCCCGGCGCUUUUCCACCACAUACCGCAACCUUGCCCUGACAUCGGACCAGCAAUUUUUACCUACACCAGUGACUCAGCUUCCUACUGGUCGGGAAACAGGUCGCUAUCUAGCCAUUGAUGUAGGAGGUAGCAACCUUCGAGUCGCUUUUAUCGAAUUGCUCGGAGAAGCCGUGGAUUCCGAUGUUCGACCUACAGAUGCCACGGAAAGGUCACGGGACACCAUCCGGAAGGCUCAGCGCCAACGGGUGAAGCGAACGCUGGAACGAGCAUGGCCUAUCCAAGAGCAUUUGAAGAUGGACAAGGCUGAGGAUCUCUUUUCUUGGAUCGGUGAUUGCAUUGCGGAGGUGGUAGCGGAGAGUCUAUCAUCGGAUGCCACUAAGAAGGAUAUCCCUGCCGAAUUAGAUAUGGGCAUCACAUUCAGUUUCCCUAUCAUGCAAGAAUCAUUGGCAGAAGCCACAUUAAUGCCCACGGGCAAAGGCUUCGCUAUCUCAUCAAAUCUCAAUCUUGGCAACAUCCUUCUGAAUGGAUACGAAAAGCACACAAGGAGACCGGAUGAUGAAGACGAACCUUCAACCAAACGUCGAAAGCUUUUCGCAUUACCAAAGCUAAAAAUACAAGCUAUCACCAACGACACGGUGGCCACGCUAGCUUCCCUUGCAUACAAGGUCAAAUCUCUACCAAAUAGCAGAGUCGCCAUGGGCAUCAUUGUGGGUACUGGCUGUAACGCAACCAUCCCAAUGAAACUCAGUGCAUUGCACGAAUCUAAAGCCAAGAGCGUGAACACAAUGGACCCCGGCGCUGUGGAGACUAUUGUCAACACGGAGUGGACUAUUUCUGGUGCUGCGCCACCCCUCAAGGAGCUCAAUGUGACCACAAAAUGGGACGUCGAGCUGGACCGGGCCUGUGCACGUCCAGGCUUCCAGCCCUUCGAAUACAUGACUGGAGGCCGCUACAUUGGCGAAUUGAUUCGCCUAAUCCUGAUUCGACUAUCUCACAACAAUUGCCGAAUUAUCGAAACGCUCCCUACCUGCAAACCUCCCUUGAACAAGUCCCUCCCUCCACCAGAGAGCAGUGACUGGCGCUGGGAUGCCCGAGCCGCAGGUGCAUUCAGAAAGAUCGCUCGUGCAGUACAGAGACGAUCAGCUGGUCUGAUCGCCGCUGCAGUGGUCGGACUCCUAGCCUGUGCUCGCGAGAUCGAGCUGAAGGAAGACAGCAACAGCAGCUCACCCGAGAAUCCCGCUUCACCUCAGAGCAACGGUGACGCCAUUACCGAGUCCGCCGGUGCACCGGACGCUGCAGCUGCAAGUCUCAACUCUGCUGCCGUUGCUGCGAACCACGCAGCCCAGGAGCAUGUCGUCCCUGUCCUCGAUCCCACGCCGAUAGAUUGGCAGUCCGGUCCUGAAGAGCUCGUCGUGGCUUACACUGGAGGUAUUAUCCAACACUACCCGCAAUUCAAGGAGAUGUGUCAGCAAUACAUUGACCGUCUUAUCAUGCGCACUGGUCCGCAACGUGGAGGCAAGUCGGUUUUCUUACGGGAAGCCUCCGACGGUGGUGUCAUUGGCGCUGGUGUUUUGGCUGGCAUGGUUGUGCGGAAAUGA